GUUUAGUCCAAUGGGCUCUCCGUUUACAACAGCCCCGCCUAGCUGGGCAGCCCAGCCCGUCUGCGCGGUGCGGUUGGCGUCCAGAGCUGCUGCUCUCUGUGCUCGCGGGGAAAACGGGUUUUGCCGGAAAAAUGAGGGGCGGCCUCGUUUACUGCGGCCGCUAGCGAGAGUGCGGGCCGGGUCACCGCGCGGCGGGCUGAGUGGUCCGCGGUCGGCUUCCCGGCUGCCGCGGGGCCGGACGGCCGAGACCCCUGGGUCGGCAGUGCUGGCGGGUCCUCGGUCUGCGGCUGCCGUGCCGGAGCCGAGGGUUUCGUGCUGCGGAAAGUGCGCGAUCUUAGUCUCCUGCGCGGCUGUCGUGGUCUCGUCAAGUCCCCGAGAAGAUUUCGGAGUCCCGGGCCGGUGCUUGCGGCCUCCGCGCCGGUGGGGGUCGGGACGCCCCGCUGAGCGGGUUCUCUUCCCCGACGGCGCGCGACAGCUUCGGGGUCUCUGUGGAGGCGUCACAGUCGUUCCCUGGUUUUACGGGGCCGGUGAGUCGGUUUCGCCGCCACAGCCACGUGCUGACGUGCGACCGACACUGAAGCGGCGCCUGUGUCGGAUGCGUUUGGGGCACAGACCGUCCCACCCCCCUCCUCUGUGUCUGCGGGCGCGCGUGCGGGCCGUGCGGGCUCGGCAGGCUCCGCGCUCGGGGCGGGUUUCGGUGGACGAGUUGGCGUCGCCGGCCCGCGCUCCUGCCGCCCGCGUCCCCCUCCCCCGCCCCGGCGACCGUAGUGCUCGCCUCCGUCAGUGCAGGUCUGGCCGUUGUAGACCCACAGGGAAGGGAGACGACACGGAACUUGUCUUUCAUCUCACUCCGGUUCAUCUCACUCCGCUUCGUGUCCUCCAGGUUCGGCCGUGGUCGCAAACGGCGGAUUUCCUGGUCUGUAGCGGAGUCACGUUCCCUCCCGUCCGCGCACGCGCAAGAGCAGAAUAUGGAAGGAAGAAGAGGAACAAAGAUGCAAACAUGACCACCACUGUGCAGGCCCUGAGGAGUCACUUUUAAGCAGCUGCUGAUUCCUAUCUUCAGAGCACAUGCUGGUUGGAAGUGGUGCUGAUAAGAUUUGCCAGUGAUUUCUUGGAUAUGAUAACAAAGGCCACAGGCAACAAAUUGAA
Molecule: messenger RNA, 1149 nt
Organism: Enhydra lutris kenyoni (northern sea otter)
Lineage: Eukaryota; Metazoa; Chordata; Mammalia; Carnivora; Mustelidae
Exons: 2
Coding region: 11-1039 (342 amino acids)
Source: RefSeq, a predicted model, not a curated record